Messenger RNA from Alosa sapidissima (American shad), 2455 nucleotides. RefSeq names its product tripartite motif-containing protein 75-like. The record is from RefSeq and is a predicted model, not a curated record. Gene Ontology annotation, molecular function: zinc ion binding; protein binding. The coding region runs from base 55 to 1527 and encodes 490 amino acids. The transcript is spliced from 6 exons. Lineage: Eukaryota; Metazoa; Chordata; Actinopteri; Clupeiformes; Clupeidae.
GUGCUGUCAUUCAGUGUCACUUGUUCUCGUGCUUCUAGGAGGAUCAACACUGAAAUGUCUUCAAGGCGCUCCUCUGUCACAUCUGGGGGGCGCUCCUCUGUCACAUCUGGGGGGCACUCCUCUGUCACAUCUGGGAGGCACUCCUCUGUCUCAUCUGGGAGAGCCAGCACUCCCUGUAAUACUCAUCAACGGCCAUUGAUUGUCUUCUGCCAACAGUGUGGAAAGCCACUGUGCGACAGCUGCUUGUCCAGUGGCGAACACCGCAACCAUGAGUUAUCACGUCUUCCAGACGCAUGCAAGAAAGAAAUGGACGAACUUAUGAAGAACAGCAAAGAACUGACAAAGAAUAUCAGAAAGCAAGGCAAUUUUACUACACAAGCAUCAAUCAACCACAGACUUAAACUUAUAGAGGACAACUUUAAUAAAUCCAAAGAGAACAUAGAAGCUCAGUUCAUGGACCUGAAAGACCUUCUGGAGGCAAACAGAAGGCAUGUCUUCAAACUCUUAAACGCACAGAAGGACCACACGAAGGCACAACUCCGUGAGAUCAAGCAAUAUGGAGAGAAUGAGAUAGCAGACAUCCAUGAGAAACUGGAACAGUUUCGCAUCCAGAUAGGACAGGACCCGAACAGUGUGCUGUGUUCUGCUGUGCUGAAAGAAUGCAUGGAACAGGAAAAAAGAAUUGAAAUCAUUGGAAAGAGUUUAGUUGACUGGGAGGAGCCUAAGUACGAUGAUCUCAGACUGAAAUCAUUGGAGAAGUCUGUCGAUGCAAUUGUGAAGAAGAGCAAGGCUUGUCUCCAAUACCCAUGGGAAUUUGCUGACUUCAUCACAUUUGACAAAGCUACAGCACAUGAAAAGCUGAGAGUAUCUGAGAAUAAUAGACAGGUGACUGUCUUUGCCAAGGAUCUGCGGAGUAAAAGUCAACCAAACCAACUUCCGGAUCCCCUAUUGCAUGUCCUGGCUGAACAGUCUUUCACAGCUGGUCAGCACUACUGGGAGGUGGACGUGCGAGGGUGUCGGAGCUGGGCGGUGGGUGUGGAGGGAGAGGAGGAAGAGGAAGGCAGGCAGGCUGGGACGUCCCCACUGGGACACAAGAAGCUGUCCUGGAUGCUGGAGUCGGAUGCAGGCAUGCUGUCAGCGCUGCAAAACGAUGUUUCCACCCCGGUGAGAGAGCAGGAUCUCUCCUUCAUCGGCUUGUUCCUUGACUAUGAUAAGGAGCGCCUGACGUUCUACAACGUUGCCACUGAUACUGUGAUGCACAACUUUGUGUUCCGCCGUGGCACGAAGAUGCGGCCUGCGUUCAACAUCACCCCCGAGGGAGACGAGUCAUCCUUUCUGGUCCUGUGUGACCUUUGUGAGGAGGACAGGCCUGAAAGUCCAGCAGAUAUGGUUGACUCCAGUGUGGAAUCGCCAAACCAGAGGGGUGAGGAGGACAGGCCCGAAAGUACGGCAAGUACCGGUGUAACUGAAUCCAGUGUGGGCUCAGCAAAUGCCACCAAUGAUCCUCCAGGGCCCACCCUCACCUGAGUCCUGCAGUUUUUAUCUUCUGACUACCGGAGAACAAACUUAGUCUUUUUAACUUUUAAAUGAUUAAUUUCCAAUUUAAGUAGCCUAUAUGUAUAUAGUAUAUAUGUCUCUGUAAAGCACUUUGAGCUGUCCAUAUAAAUUAAAUAAACUAAAUAAUUGUGCCUACUCUGCCUUGAAUUUAGUCUUUUUUUAAAUUGGCUUCAGAGCAACUGAUUAACACGGAAAAGCCAACCAACAACUAACCUCCUCUACAGGUUAAUUUGAUUAUGGUGGCACAAUGGUGUUAUGAAAAUCAUAAAUGCAUUUGAAGAAUGAAGAAGUUCCUCUUCACUAACAUUGGCACUAGUCAAAGUAUUUCCCAGUAAUAGGUACAUUUAUUGCACUUCUGCUCGAGAUCUGAACAUACACAACACAUUAUACAGCACACAAUUAGACAAGGGCACAUGAUAGUAGUACAUUUGUGUAUCUGAUACAGUAAUUUCCUGUGUAUAAGCCACAUUGUGUAUAAGCUGCAGGACAGUGUUUAAUGCAAAUUAAAAAAACAAAACCAUAUUAAUACCAUAUGAACUGCCCCCCUGUAUUAACCUCUUAGCUGAAGAAAUAUUGCAAAAUCAAUGUAUAAGCCGCGGCUAAUAGUUGGGAAGUUACGGUAAUUACAUGACCUGUUUUCCAGAAGAAAUGUAAUAAGGUUUACUGUUUUUGUUUUACUAUGUUAUAGUGUUUUAUAAUUUUGUCACAAUAUAUUCCAUGACCUUUAUCCUGACCCUAAGAAAAAGCUCAAUUACAAAGAUGGACAAAUACCGGCCUUUAGGAUGUGGGGUCGGUGCAUUUUUCACUUUUUGUCAGAGAAGAUCAGAGAUAUAAAUUAUAUAUUAAAAUUAUGAAUAAUACUGCUCAAACAGUACAUUAAAUGAUAAACAUCUUUAUA